GGUCGGCUGUGCCCGGCCGGGGCGCUGGGAGCCGGCUGCGCGGCGGUCAAAGGUUCCCAGCAGGAGGUUGGACACUAGAGGGCGAUCCCCGGCCCUGCUGCGGGCUGUAUAUAUACGGCACGCAGCACCGCGGCAGCCCACUAGCAACAGGGCAGGCAGCGAGCGGAGCGGGGCUGGGCCGGGGGACGGGCUCCGGGAGCACCGAGCCGUGCCGUGCAGCACCGUACCGCGAGAUUGCUAGAGUCGCCGCUGCCGCCGUCGUCCCGUUCGAAACCUGGAUUGCAGGAGCCCUUCACCAUGCCCGGCAGACUGUAGUUGCUUCAUGGAGCAAGCCAAUUUCUACGAGGUCGAUUCCCGGCCCCCGAUGAGCAGCGGCCAGCACCACCAGCUCCAGACUCCCCUGCCCGGCAGCACCUACAGCUACAGAGAGGCUCCCUCGGCGGCGGCACCUGCUGCGGGCGGCGCGGAGCUCGGCGAUAUCUGCGAGAACGAGAACUCCAUCGACAUCAGCGCCUACAUCGACCCCGCCGCCUUUAACGACGAGUUCCUGGCCGACCUCUUCCAGCACAGCAAGCAGCAGGAGAAAGCCAAGGCCAUCCUGGCCGGGGAUUUCGACUUCCACACCAUGCAUGGGGCCGGCGCCGCCGCCUCGGCGCCGGGGCACCAGCCGCAGCACCACCAGCAGCCGCUCUUCGGCUGCGUGCCCGGCUACAUGGACGGCAAGCUCGACCCCCUCUACGAGCGCAUCGGCGCGCCGGGCUUGCGGCCGCUGGUGAUCAAGCAGGAGCCCCGCGAGGAGGAGGAGGUGAAGUCGGCGGCCCUGUCGGCCCUCUAUCCCCAUCACGCCCCGCAGCAGCACCCGUCCCACCUCCAGUACCAGAUCGCCCACUGCGCCCAGACCACCAUGCACCUCCAGCCAGGGCAGCCCACGCCGCCCCCCACGCCCGUGCCCAGCCCGCACCAUCCGCACCACCCGCACCCUCCCGGCGGCCUGUCCGCCGCGGGCACCCUCAAGAUGAUGCCCUCGGACCACCGGAGCAAAUCGAAAAAGACAGUGGACAAGAACAGUAACGAGUACCGGGUGCGCCGGGAGCGCAACAACAUCGCGGUGCGCAAGAGCCGGGACAAGGCCAAGCAGCGCAACGUGGAGACGCAGCAGAAGGUGCUGGAGCUCACCACCGACAACGAGCGGCUGCGCAAGCGGGUGGAGCAGCUCACCCGGGAGCUGGAGACUCUGCGGGGCAUCUUCAGGCAGCUGCCCGAGAGCUCGCUGGUGAAGGCCAUGGGCAGCUGCGCCUAGCGCCGCGCCGGGACCGGCCGGGCUGCCCUGCCCGCGCACAGAUACUAUAUGUACCGGCGUGCGGCAAGCGCCGUGUGCCGGUGGGAGGGGAACGGGGGGUUGUUUUGGUUUUGUUUUGUUUCGUUUGUUUUUUAUCAGUUCACGACCUAUACAAGAAGUCAGGCAGCUCUAGUAUUAAAAGGUUUGUGCCUUAGAGAUGACACACGAGUAAGCUGAAAACAUGGUGGGUUUUCUAAGGAGAAAGGCAAGGGGAAGAAUUAAAAGACCACGUGUCUACACAGGGUAAAUAACAGUAAUAAUAAUAAUAACAACAAAAACAGUAAUAAAGCACACAUAGCAACCCAGAUGUGCCUUAAAAGCUGGCUGCAGGAGCUCUGGGGCUUAAUAUGCCCUCCAGUCUUGCAGGGUGCAAGGAGAAGGAAUGAGGGACGUGCAGGCUUGAGGGCUGCGGUGUCUGGGAUGUCCUGCCAGACCCCUUCCAGCUGGCCUGCAGUGCAGCAGGCAGGAGCAGCUUUGGGGAAGCCAGCGAUGAGAAGAGGAUUUGAGGCUGAGAGAUAUGCAGCACUGGACACCCGUUAGGAGCACUGAGGUGUGGGGCAGCCACCAGACUGCUGCCAGGACUGUCGCAGCCUGGCCGGGCUGCCUCUGCCGAGCCCUGUCCCCUACCUUGGCUGGGAGGAGGGACAAGGGGCCAGAGCCGCUGCAGGACCGAUGGACAGCCUGGGACUGAUGGAGCAGCAGCUUGCAAGAGUGUGGUGAGCUCUCUCCAUCGACAGAAAGAGCAGCAGUGUCUUGUACUGUAUGUCACGACGUGGCGAAGCACAAAUGAAUAAAUACCUAUUGAUGCGGGUAUUUACUAUGAA
Molecule: messenger RNA, 2163 nt
Organism: Serinus canaria (Common canary)
Lineage: Eukaryota; Metazoa; Chordata; Aves; Passeriformes; Fringillidae
Gene: CEBPA
Product: CCAAT enhancer binding protein alpha
Exons: 1
Coding region: 323-1300 (325 amino acids)
Biological process (GO): myeloid cell differentiation; regulation of transcription by RNA polymerase II; DNA-templated transcription
Molecular function (GO): RNA polymerase II cis-regulatory region sequence-specific DNA binding; DNA-binding transcription factor activity, RNA polymerase II-specific
Source: RefSeq, a predicted model, not a curated record